AUGGCGACAAGCAAAGGAAGCACUUCUUCAUGGAGCCGCCAAAGAGGAAGACAUGGUGGAUCUAAUGGUAAUGGUCUCAAACACGCUGAAAACAGCAAAGUAAAAAAAGUUGAAUUUUCGAAACGGAAAUACCCAAAAUGCCUGUGCGAUUUGUAUGCAAUAAUCUCCAUUUCAAGGACUCCAGAGAAUCCGGGUAGACUUUUUUUUGGAUGCCCACUAUAUAAGGAAAAACUACCGCAUUGCAAGUUCUUUGCAUGGGUUGAUCAAUUAUUUAACAUCAAUUUGGAUUAUGAUUGUUUGGAGGAUGUUGCAAUGGAUGGUUGUGAGACUACUGGUCAUGUUUCACAUAUGUUUGCUGCUAACAUUGCUGGUUUGGAGCAUAAAGUGAUGGAAUUGCAAAGUAGAGUUGACAUGUUAGAAAUUCAUCAAAAUGUAGUCCCAGAAAUUGAGUGGAAGACGAGAUGUUUUAAUGUAGUGUUUGUUAUUAUCAUGUAUGCAUUGUUAGUUUUGGUCAUGGGAGUUGGAAUUGCUUCUUUGUAA
Molecule: messenger RNA, 540 nt
Organism: Arachis stenosperma
Lineage: Eukaryota; Viridiplantae; Streptophyta; Magnoliopsida; Fabales; Fabaceae
Exons: 2
Coding region: 1-540 (179 amino acids)
Molecular function (GO): zinc ion binding
Source: RefSeq, a predicted model, not a curated record